GAAGAAGAAGAAGAAGAAGAAGAACUGUGUGCGUUUAUUUCGUUUAUACUGAUGAAAACAGACUUCUGAGUCAAAUAGUUUAUUGUGUGAUUGAGUUCCAAGCUGCUGCUGCCAGUGGCUUGUAACGCUGCAGCUUAUUGCCUGUGGAGAGGGCAGGAGCUUCAUGUCAGACCACCACCAACCACACGUUUGUACUCCUAACAGAUUUUUGCAGAUCUGCAACCAUAUCCAACGUCUGCGGGUCACGAAACAGAUGCUGCAUGUUUUGGAGUUCCCGCCUACAUCUGCAGGGAUGAAGAAAGCAUGGCGCGCACGGCUAGAUCGUUCCAUCAUGGUUGCCACUGACUGGUGAAGCAAAACAAAGUGGUUCCUGACUAUGUUUGGUUCUGAUUAAAAGAAGAAGCUCCUCAAGGUUGAAGGCCUGAUGUGGAUCAGCAGGAUUCCGAGCCUCUUGUCAUAGAGUGGAAGAGAAGACUCUUGGACCAGUCUGGUGGGAGACCAACUCAAUAUGGAGGAGACCGUAAUCAGGUUUUUGGUCACUACAGUUCCUUGAAAGAGUGAGGAGAUUAAAAAAAGAAAACUUACCAUGAACCCAGAUCUAAAGACUCGCAAAGACAGUUCCAGCUAUUCAAAGACUAACGUUAAUGGGAACGAUGAAGACGAUGGUGAAAUGACAAAUACUGACUCUCCGCUAAAGAACUCAUCAGGCUCUGAAUCAGAACAUGAAGACCGUAAGAAAGAAUGGAAGGAGAGCAGGGCUCCUGAAUCAGAGGUAAAAACUGUUAAAAAAUCUUUGAGCUGCUCUGAGUGUGGUAAGCAGUAUGUCAGUAACCAGACUCUUCAAAGACACAUGACAAGUCAUGGAGUGAAGUCUUCUAGCUGUCUGCUUAAUAAGAGAUGUGUUGGAGAGAAGAAAAAUGUAGAGUCAUACUGGAAAGUCCAGGCAAGGCCAAAAUCAAUGAGCUGUGAUGACUGUGAUAAAAAAUUUAAUUGCAAAGCAAAUGUAAACAGACACAUGAGAGUCCACACAGGAGACAAACCGUUUACUUGUGAACUUUGUGGACAUAGAUUUAGUCAUAAGUCAAGUUUAAACACGCACAUGAGAGUCCACACAGGAGAGAAACCAUUUCCUUGUGAUCUUUGUGGACAAAGAUUUACUCAGAAGUCAAUUUUAAAUACACACAUGAAAAUCCACACGGGAGACAAACCAUUUCCUUGUGACCUUUGUGGACAAAGAUUUAGUCUGAAGGCACCUUUAAACAGGCACAUGAGAAUUCACACAGGAGAGAAACCAUUUCCUUGUGAUCAUUGUGGUCAAAGCUUUAGUCAAAAGACACAUUUGAUCUCGCACAUGAGAGUCCACACAAGAGAGAAACCAUUUCCUUGUGAUCUUUGUGGACAAAGAUUUAGUCGGAAGUCAAGUUUAAACACACACAGGAGAGUCCACACAAGAGAGAAACCAUUUCCUUGUGAUCUUUGUGGACAAAGAUUUAGUCACAAGUCAAGUUUAAACACACACAGGAGAGUCCACACAAGAGAGAAACCAUUUCCUUGUGAUCUUUGUGGACAAAGAUUUAGUCGGAAGUCAAAUUUGAGCACACACAUGAGAGUCCACACAGGAGACAAACCGUUUCCUUGUGACCUUUGUGGACAUAGAUUUAGUCUGAAGGCACUUUUAAAUAAACACAUGAGAGUCCACACAGGAGAGAAACCAUUUCCUUGUGAUCGUUGUGGUCAAAGAUUUAGUCAAAAGACAUAUUUAAACUCGCACAUGAGAGUCCACACAAGAGAUAAACCGUUUCCUUGUGAUCUUUGUGGACAAAGUUUUAGUCACAAGUCAAAUUUAAACACGCAUAGGAGAGUCCACACAAGAGAGAAACCAUUUCCUUGUGAUCUUUGUGGACAAAGAUUUAGUCGGAAGUCAAAUUUGAGCACACACAUUAGAGUCCACACAGGAGACAAACCGUUUCCUUGUGAUCUUUGUGAACAAAGAUUUAGUCUGAAGUCACUUUUAAACAGACACAUGAAAGUCCACACUGGAGACAAACCGUUUCCUUGUGAUCUUUGUGGACAAAGAUUUGGUCAAAAGACAGUUUUAAACAAGCACAUGACAGUCCACACAGGAGACAAACCGUUUCCUUGUGAUCUUUGUGGGCAAAGAUUUAGUCAUAAGACUACUUUAAACACGCACAUGAGAGUCCACACAAGGGAAAAACCAUUUCUUUGUGAUAUUUGUGGCCAAAGAUUUAGUCAUAAGUCAAGUUUAAACUCACACAGGAGAACUCACACAGGAGAAAAAACAUUUCCUUGUGAUUUUUGUAGUCAAAGAUUUAGUCGGAACUCCAGCUUUGCGGUGACCCGUGGAGCUCUGAGCACGCAGGGCCAGGAUCCGGAACCCGAGCCCCCGAGUCGGCACAACGGAGGAUCUUCCACGUUGACCAGCGGAACUCGGAGCCAGGGAGAUGACGCCCUGCCCGGCCUGGCGCUCCGAGCCUCCAAUGGAGGACCGGGGUAG
Messenger RNA from Nematolebias whitei (Rio pearlfish), 2515 nucleotides. Its product is annotated as gastrula zinc finger protein XlCGF26.1-like. Gene Ontology annotation, biological process: regulation of transcription by RNA polymerase II. Gene Ontology annotation, molecular function: RNA polymerase II cis-regulatory region sequence-specific DNA binding; DNA-binding transcription factor activity, RNA polymerase II-specific. The record is from RefSeq and is a predicted model, not a curated record. The transcript has 5 exons. Lineage: Eukaryota; Metazoa; Chordata; Actinopteri; Cyprinodontiformes; Rivulidae. Bases 587 to 2515 code for a protein of 642 amino acids.